This is a messenger RNA of Striga asiatica, 2018 nucleotides long. NCBI's taxonomy places the organism in Eukaryota, Viridiplantae, Streptophyta, Magnoliopsida, Lamiales, Orobanchaceae. The record is from the annotation of a GenBank genome assembly.
UUAUUCGAGCGCGACCCCAUUUUCAGCUCGAUCAUAUUUCCUCCCUUUAACCAAACUUGGACACCAUCAAAUGAUCGAUGGUGACGCAUCAGCAUCAGAAUUCCGGUAACCCGCCGACGGCGAUUCCCAUUGUCAAGUCUCCCCAUCAUAUUCACAAUCACUCGGCUUCUCCCCUCUCUCUGGACGUGCCCUGUAGAAUUCGACUCUCCGACAUUUUGCCCUAUGAUGGAGCUCCUAUGGCCCCCUACGUAAAGGCUGUAGACACCUUGUCCAUGUCCCUCAUGCGCCACAACGCAGCGGUCAUUGAGCUCGGUCCCCAUGACGCCGCCCUCUUCCGCUGUGCCCUCGACUCCGCCCGAUUUUAUUUCCGUUCCAAGAAAAAUGGCCGUGGAGUUUACACUUACAGGGCUGGAAGGCCUUUAGAAGAUAUUGAUUCAUCUCCACCAUGCAUGGCUGACACUUUUAAAUGCAUGGGAAGGGCUGCUCGAGCAGCAUUAUGUGCAAUAGCAAGACACCUUCGACUGCGAAGCGAUGUUUUCAAUCACUUGCUAGAUGAUAGCCCAUUGUCUGCUAAUGAAGCAUCUUCAUCAGUUCUUGUUGCCACAUUUCCCAACAUAUCCCCUCAACGAGGAAAAUGUGUAACUAGGGAUGGGAAGCCUGUAAUGAGUUGUGAAAUGGAGAAGGGGUUGUUAAUGCUGGUUUCCUCAGAUGCUCCAGGUCUUCAGGUUUGUGACCCUAAUGGCCGUUGGUACCAAGCAGAUAGCAGCAUGGCACCCGGGGACCUUUUACUUCUCACAGGGAAGGCUCUCAGCCAUGCAACUGCUGGACUUCGCCCUGCUGCUUCAUAUCGGGCCACGCCUGAUAAUCUUUUGAUGCCUCCAAGUGGUGGAAGGAUAUCACUGGCAUUUAGGCUCAUACCUCAAGUCAAUGCCAUACUGGAUUGUACUCCAAUUGCAGCAGCUGGGCAUGUAAUUCCUCAAAGCUAUGUGCCAAUAUCUGUAAGCCGAUUUAUGGAUGACCUUUCUGAUGUGGAAGACGACAAUGCCGAUAAUGCUUAUGUACCUGCAGAUAAUAUGAAUAGGGAACCAUCAUUGAGAAGUGUUCUGUCAGAUCCCAUAUCUGGUGCAUUCCUUGACGAUGCGAUGCUGGUGUCGUGUGGGCAUUCUUUUGGCGGUCUUAGUUUGAGGAAGGUCAUUGAAACUUCAAAAUGUCCACUCUGCAAUUCAGAAAUUGAGGCCGAGUCUUUGGUACCUAAUCAUGGUAACGAGGAGCCAUUAAUAUGCUCUGUGUGUGUGCGCGUGGGCAUUUGUGUGUCUGAAAAUGGCGAUAUUAUUUCGGAAAACGGGUCACAUAGAGGUGUACAAUAUCCUUUCUCAGUUAAUGAAAAGGUUGUUAUCAAGGGUAACAGGCGGACGCCCGAUAAGUUUGUUGGCAAGGAAGCAGUGAUAACGUCACAAUGUUUGAAUGGCUGGUAUUUGCUUGAGAUAAUUGAGAGCGGGGAAAGUGUACGUUUACAAUAUCGUUCCUUGAGGAAACUUCCGGGUUCCCAUGACUGAAUUGUAAUAUAGAAUUUAGUGAUAGGAAAGAAGAUUGAGAUUAAACCUCCAUGUAUUAUUAGCUUUUCCUUUUUCGUCUUUCUUGGCCUAUAGGGAAAGAGGACAAAGAAUGAUAUGUCCAUCCACCUUCUUGGUGGGGUAGUGGUUCAAAAAAAUGAAACAUAUUUUGUGUAAGGUUGUCUGGAAAUCUGAUUCUGUUGGAGUCAUGUAUGUUACUCAAUUUUCUCUUCAUUUGUUGUCUGAUUUUGUGAAACAUGGAACUACAAAGCCUGCUUCUAAUGGUUAUGGGACUGAAACGAAUGGAAUUCCUCAAACACCACAAGUUAUCUACGAAAUGAUAAUCUUUCCGUGGGCCAGCCAGAUGUGAGAUAAGUCGUUUAAAGCUGAUUGUAAGAGGAUAUUGGAUGUUUUUAUGGUCACAUCACAUUGAUGGAUAAUUUUGCGCAAAAUUUUGUACUUAUC